Bombina bombina (fire-bellied toad) is the source of this 735-nucleotide messenger RNA. Its product is annotated as KH domain-containing, RNA-binding, signal transduction-associated protein 1-like. Gene Ontology annotation, biological process: regulation of alternative mRNA splicing, via spliceosome. The transcript has 2 exons. Bases 52 to 735 code for a protein of 227 amino acids. The record is from RefSeq and is a predicted model, not a curated record. Gene Ontology annotation, molecular function: mRNA binding; poly(A) binding. Gene Ontology annotation, cellular component: nucleus. NCBI's taxonomy places the organism in Eukaryota, Metazoa, Chordata, Amphibia, Anura, Bombinatoridae.
GUCUACGGGUCAGUGGUGCGGUUCUGAAUUAGACAUCAACAAGACAACAUCAUGGAAACCGACAGCAAGUACCUCCCUGAGCUGAUGGCUGAGAAAGACAGCCUGGACCCAUCAUUUACACAUGCAAUGACCCUCCUGGCUAAUGAAAUAGAGAAGCUAAAAAAGGGAGACGAUGGCAAAAAGGAUGAAGAAGAUACAUACCUAGACUUGUUCUCCCACAAAAACAUGAAGCUUAAGGAACGCAUUCUGAUACCUGUUAAGCUGUAUCCCAAGUUCAACUUCGUUGGGAAAAUCCUGGGACCACAGGGGCACACAAUCAAAAGGCUUCAAGAAGAAACAGGAGCCAAAAUCUCUGUACUUGGCAAAGGCUCUAUGAGAGACAAAGCAAAGGAAGAAGAGCUGCGAAAAGGAGCAGAUCCAAAAUACAGACACCUUAAUAUGGACCUUCAUGUAUUUAUUGAGGUUUUUGGCCCUCCCUGUGAGGCCUACACACGCAUGGCACAUGCAAUGGAGGAAGUAAAGAAAUUCCUAGUCCCGGACAUGACAUGUGAUAUGUUGGAUUCUGGAGAUAUUAUGCAGGUGUGCACGGCACGAUUUGGCGAGCACUUGUGCAGUGAAUGUGAGUUCAGUGUCAAAUGUGACCCCAAGAUAGAAGACCUGGGGCGAGGUGUUGAUAAUAGGUUCUCCAACUGUAAGAGAAAUGUCAGGUGUUGGAUGUCUUAUGAGGUGGAAUAA